Molecule: messenger RNA, 1600 nt
Organism: Panicum hallii
Lineage: Eukaryota; Viridiplantae; Streptophyta; Magnoliopsida; Poales; Poaceae
Exons: 7
Coding region: 312-1238 (308 amino acids)
Molecular function (GO): 3'-5'-RNA exonuclease activity
Source: RefSeq, a predicted model, not a curated record
CUCAGCGUUCAUACGGAGCUAGUCCGCACUCCGCACUCCUAAGAUUGAGAAAAAAAAUCCGGACGAGAAAGGGGAAAAGGCAAAAGAAUCAAAGAGACAGCAGUGCAAAGGUCAAGCCCUCUUUCCCCCAACCCCAAUCCCCCAAAUCUUCCCCGGCUCUGCCAGAUCGCCGGCGACCUCCUCGCCAGCCGUCUCGGAUAACCGCUGGCGCCAACCAGCUCCUGCCUGCUCAUCCUAGGGGUGCCCGGGGAUCAGCACCGUGCUGCGGAAAUCUGUUGCAGCGACGGUGGGACGAAGCGGGAGCAGAGGGGAUGACUAGCCUGUCGAUCACGGUGAUGACGCUGAACCUGCACGAAGGCGAGCAGUCGAGCGAGAGCCCAAACAGCUGGGAGAAGCGCCGGGACAUCUGCGUCAGCGUCAUCACCAGCUACUCCCCCACCAUCCUCUGCACCCAGCAAGGCUUGAGAUGGCAACUGGACUACCUACAACAGUGCUUACCAGGUUAUGAACAGUUUGGAAUCUCAAGAAAAGGCUCACAGGACACCACUGAUGAAUACUGCACAAUAUUCUAUGAAAAAGAGAAGGUGGAGCUUACUGAAGGUGGCACAUUUUGGUUAUCAGAAUCACCAUCAGUGCCAGGAAGCAUUUCAUGGGGAGCAACUGCACCUUGCAUUGCGACAUGGGCAACGUUUCAACUCAAAAGAUUAGAACCACCAGGAUUCAGUUUCCAGAUUGUAAAUACAAAUCUUGAUGAAGUAAGCCCUCGUGCUCGUCGAAGAAGCGCUCUGCUUACAUGGCAACAUAUAGCAUCCUUGCCACCCAAUUUGCCUGUUAUCUAUUGUGGAGGCUUCAACACGCAGAAGGAAUCUAUGACUGGGCGGUUUUUGCUUGGCAGAUCCAGAGAACAUGGUGUUGUGGGUGAUAUGAGAGAUGCUUGGCCAAAUGCGCGGGUGCGAAAAAACGUUUCACUAAUACAUACAUAUCAUGGAUUUAAAGGGGAGAAACAAGGUGUGGUAGAAUUUCUCAAAUUAAUAUUUAGAGCACUUUGCCUGUGCUGGGAUCGACAGACACAGGACUUGCAUAUUGACUGGAUCCUAUUUAGAGGGCGUCCACUCGUUCCUGCACUUUGUGAGGUCAUAAAUGACAAUAUAGACGGUGUUUAUCCAUCCUCACACUUUCCCAUCUUUGCUGAGUUUUUGCUUCCACGCUCGGUCCGGUUAGCCGAGACACAGUCAUAGUCCUCGUGUGUUCUUGUUGUCAUGAGAUUCUUUUUUAUUUCCCAUCCAUAUUUCGAUUAUGUCCCAUUGUUUCUUCCACUUUGAUCUGGCGACGAGACCCCUUGGAGCACAUCUCCAGGUUUCUUUUGUCAUCCCAUUACAAAGAACAAGACAAUCAGCAUAUGCAGCCCUUGUCGUGAGGCUUGUUUCAAGGGCAAUGGGCUAUUCUGUUACCUCUGCUUGCUAUUAUUGUUUGUUCACAUAUUCUUUAAGCCGUUCUUGAGAUUUUCAUGUAUAUAUGACUGUAUCUAUACAUGUUUUUUGUGACAAUUGUGAGAUCUUGAAGUAAAUUAGCUGGUGUGAUGAAAAAUUCAAGAUUUUCA